UGACAAAAGAGAAGCUGGCCAGGUGAGUCGAGUCUCAGUCAGCGCUGGUCAUGACCACAGCUCCAUGCCGAUAGCUGCGAGAAGGGAGCAGACCGAGUGAGGAGCCGUCAAGGGACACAGGAUGGUGAGGUGCUGGAAGCGUUCGGAGAACCGGCUGGAGGAAGCACAGUGUUCGGAUGGGGGCCCUGAUGUGUCCCCCCAGUCCCACUUCCCACACAAGGCCUUCUGGCUCAGCCUCUCAGCCUCUCUCCUCCUGGUCGUCAUCGCCCUCGGUUUGUCGGGGCACCUCGGGGUGUCUCAGCCCCUCUCUUCCUCUUUACAGAUUGUGAGAAUCACAGUUCCAGAUCAGACCGGCGUUCUGAUCAACCAGUCAGCCGUUGUGGACCAGAAGAAUGACCUGGUGACCUUCUCGGUGACCUCGCCAGCAAAUCAGACAUCCACUGUGCUAUUUGAUAUAAAGCAUGGUUUGAUAUGCUACAAACCCGUGGACCAGGACAGCUGCUUCCUCCGAGAGAUGGAGCAGUCUGACUACGACAACGUCAACUCCCUCCUCCAUGAGCCAACACGCAAGCAGUUCCAGCUGUCUGGGAAUGAAACCCGGAGGCAGACGGAGUUCCUGGGAGUGCUGGCAGCCAGUCAGGUGAACGUGUCGUCGCUGGAGGAGCCUCUGCAGGCUUUAUGUCAGGACAGGUCCGUCCACUGGACCAGGAGGGCUGAAGGUCCAGGUAAACAGAGGCUGGUCUACUUCUGCAUCGACAUCUGCUUUCCCAGCAACAUCUGCGUGUCCGUGUGCUUCUACUACCUGCCAGAGUGACUCUGUAUUCUGUUUCCUCCCAGCAAAAGAUCAGGGAAACAAAGUUGUCUUUUUUUUUUUUUUUUUUGCUUGCUCUACAAGAAAAAAAAAAAAAAGCAGAACAAAAGCAAGCUUUGACCGUUUCCUUUGUGCCAUACAGUCGCCAGUAAACCAGUUGAAGCAGCCAACCCUUCCAGUCCAUUUCCAUCCUUCCGAGAGAGAAGAGAUGGAGACAGGCUGUCAUGGUUAUCGUCAAAUCCCCAUCGUCACUCCCUUCAUGUAUAAUACCCUCUCUGGUGGCACACUUCAGAGAUUACAGAAGAAAGGUCCCCUUUUCUUGUACAUGCCUCUAAUUGCAUUCCCUGUAACCCACUGCUGCAGAGUAAUUAUGUAUAACCGUUUCUGUUGCAAUGUGAGUGGUUUUGAUAUGUCCAAUAAAAGACACAUUCUGUGGGUA
Messenger RNA from Acanthochromis polyacanthus (spiny chromis), 1250 nucleotides. RefSeq names its product BRICHOS domain containing 5 (gene bricd5). Lineage: Eukaryota; Metazoa; Chordata; Actinopteri; Pomacentridae. Bases 122 to 814 code for a protein of 230 amino acids. The transcript is spliced from 6 exons. The record is from RefSeq and is a predicted model, not a curated record. Gene Ontology annotation, biological process: regulation of cell population proliferation.